Messenger RNA from Daldinia decipiens, 705 nucleotides. RefSeq lists its product as uncharacterized. The coding region runs from base 1 to 705 and encodes 234 amino acids. The record is from RefSeq and is a predicted model, not a curated record. NCBI's taxonomy places the organism in Eukaryota, Fungi, Ascomycota, Sordariomycetes, Xylariales, Hypoxylaceae. The transcript is spliced from 2 exons.
AUGUAUGGGCUCCCAGGUGAUCCUAACAGCCAGCGUUUAAAUAGGAACGCCACGGAGACAAGAAUCCACUGUUUAUGGAAUCAUCUUAUAGAGACAGCCUCAGUAUCGACUGGCUCUCUUAUCAUCUGGGAUACGGGGACGUACACUAUUCUCCCACCGCGAGAGACUAGCAGACGCACUAGCUGUAACUCGCAAUCUGAUGAGGAAGAAAAAUCGCCCGAGCUCACGGAGCAGGAGAAACUCCAUCAGACAUUCCAGACACGGAAGAUCCGUAUCCGUCUUAACGGCACACGCUUGCCGCGUAACUAUGUGCUAAACCUACGGCUCACCAAGGAAGAAGACGUAGCCGGCCGCGCUAAGAGCACACGCACGCCCACGUGGCGACGGAGGCGAGGAGCUCCAGCACAAGGCAGAGACUCGGCCAGGGGUAAAGGGAAGGGCAAGGCAGUCGAGCCAGCGACAAGCUCGGGCUCAGACUCGGGCGGAGAGCCCUCAGAAAACGAAGAGUCGGAAAUUGUAAACGCGCCCGUCGAGGAUGUUGACGAGCACGGGAGUCGACUCACGUUCCCGUUUUACGUCCGUGGUGUCGAGGCUGAGAGGAGCGUUGUGACGGGUCGGACCGGUGGUGACGUUUUAAAGGAUGAAGGUGUUGUUGGGUAUAUUGGACGGAAGGGAUGGCGGCCUGUUUUGAAUCGAAUUGGCUGA